This is a messenger RNA of Medioppia subpectinata, 1639 nucleotides long. The record is from the annotation of a GenBank genome assembly. Lineage: Eukaryota; Metazoa; Arthropoda; Arachnida; Sarcoptiformes; Oppiidae.
AUACAGCUAUGAAUGAGUCAAACAUUUGAAUCGUUCAAACAUUUAAUAGAUUUAAUACAAUUGAACGCCAAUUGUUUGCAUUCAAAUCCCAUUCACUCUUCAAUCGACGCCAUUAUCACCUCUUUGGACACCAUUGACGACAUCGAGUGACUGAAUCGGGAGCCAAUCGGAGCCGUCUAGUGAUGGACGACGAGAGUCUAAGACAUAAUGUGAUAAUGAUUUUGUUGGACGUAUUGGUGACGAGUGAUCAGCCGUUGACCGUCAAAGAGUUGGUCAGCAAAUUGGGUCUCUAUAGCGACUACAGUGUCCUCAGCCGUGGCCUCAGACGCAUCACCGGUCGAGGCGUCGACGGACUACCAGGAAUUCUGGUCUUCUUAUGGCAAUAUCCGUCCCUUUUUAUGGUGAGAGACGGCAAAGUGUCCAUCACUUCGGCCCUCAAUCUAUACGACAGCGACAAACAAGUGUCGGAACAGACGAGAGUUGCCAUCGAUUUCUAUGAGUUUCAGUUGCGAAGACUCGGCGCUUAUUCGGUGCCAAUGAGUCGGGUCUUUGAGAUGAGAUCCCAGGCCUCCAAAUGGGUUAAACAGAUUAGCGGACAGUCGUUGAGCCAAUUGACUGACUUUAUUAAAUGCCAUUCCGAUGUCUUCACCAUCACUUCCGAUAACUGUGUAGUGCUUUGCGAGCAUUUGUCGAGAGCGGCCCUCAAUGGCCACACCAUCACUCGUAUCGACGCUCCCAUCGAAUUGGACGAUAAGGUGUACGAAAACACGCGUAUAAUUGUCAACACAUAUCACGGCAAACAAAUUGUUAACGAAAUCUUUAAGACAACAAAUGUGGUGACCGUUGACUUAGAGGGCGUUAAUUUGGGUUCAGUUCGAGGCUCCAUAACUCUGGUUCAGUUGGCGUAUCUGCCAUCGGAUGUGAUGAGUGAUCCCAAGUGCAAUGGUUUCACCACCGGUACAAACAACACAAGGAUAUACCCAAAGAUCUUCAUAUUCGACGUCUGGUCUAAUCCUAAUUUAGUGGACAUUUGUCUCAAACAACUCUUAGAAUCAAAUGAUAUUAAGAAAGUAUUUCACGGCUGCGAAGACGAUAGUUAUGCUCUUCACCGGGACUUUGGGGUCGUUUUAAAUAACUUCAUCGACACUCAAGCGGCGCAUACAGUCAUUAAUUGUGUGAAUAGUAAGGGUAGUGGUCAACAGUCGGAGGCGAUCGGUCUGAACGGCCUCUUCGAGCGCUACGGCGGCUACGGAUGUAAUCCAUUGAAAGCGGUGGUGAAGAAGCGUUACGUCGGGAACAGUCAUUACUGGUGUAAUCGUCCGCUGAGUGAGGAAAUGAUAUAUUACGCGGCAUAUGAUGUCUAUGUCUUAUUAGGGAUUUAUAUUAAAAUGUAUUCAUUUAUUAAACAAAUUAAUGGACAAAACGCUAAAUAUUUCGAAGAACUGAAUAGAAAGGCGGCGUUCAGUAGGAUUUGGUCGGAACAGGACAGGCAUUACGACCGACCAAAUCAUUAUCACUAUAACAGAGAUUCGACCACAACUUACGCCCGUAACCGUCGCGGACAGCAAUUCCAACACAAAAAACAAUACAGUAAUCGGAGUAAAACCUAUCGAUAGUUCUGCCAAAAUAACAAACACUC